AUGGACUUUGUAAAUGAAAAGUAUGCUGUAAUUCCAAAAUCUUUGAAGGUAAAAUUAAUUCUGUAAGAGAGAGUGAUGAAGAAAUUCAAAAAAAUAUGGCACCAGAAAGUAAUUCAUUUGUCGAAAGGGCUAAAUAUUUGUUGAUAAAUGGAUAAAGUUUUUAAAAAACGUUUGUGGCAAAGAAUAUUCGAGAAUCUUUAUCUGAUCCUAAAGGUGCAUUAUAAUUAUUAGAAAUAAUUGCAAAUCAAUUACAUUCAUUGCAUGAUGAAUCCUUAAUAAAAGAAUACAUUAAAGCAGUGAGUGAAAUAUUCAAUAAAAUCUAAGUAUGAGAAUUAUCAUUUCUAGAUUCCUAAUUAAAUAAAAUAGUCUUAUAGUGACAUAUGUUUCAAUAUUUUUACAAAACAAUAUCAAUAAUAUGAAAUAAUAAAUUCUUGUGCAGAGAUAUUAAAAUAUUUAGAUGACCUUGAUAUUUAUAAAGAAGGAUUGUAUCUUGAGACUGAUAAUCAAAUGUAUCAAAUAUUAAAGAUAAUUGAAAUAUAUUAUCAUAAAUUUACACCUGAAUUAAAAAAAUAAGCUCAUCUUCAAAUUAAAUCAAGCAUGAAGCAUAAAGAUGAACGAGUUCGUAAGAUUAUUUCAGAAAUAUUACUCAAUAAUCAAUAAUUAUUAAAAUCUAUAUUACAUGAAUUCGAUUGGAUUGAUAAAUUUACGACAUUAAUAUACGAUUAAUCAAAAGAUGUUAGAAUGAGUUCAGCCAAAUUUUUCUUAGCUACUUAUGAACUAAAUGAAGAUAUUCAUAAAUCCAGAUUGCAGCUUCUUUUAGAGAAUAUCAUUAAAUAAUUAGAUUCUUCAUAAUUUGAGUUCUGCCAAUCAAUUGCAUAAUAUGUAUUAUUAUCAAUUAUCAUUUUUUAGAGCUUAAAUUAGGAUAACUUAUAGUCUCUUUAUAUUGAAAAAAUAAAUGAAAUCAUAAAUAACAAUAAUGAUAAUUAAUUUAGAUUUUUAGAAUCAUUACAUAACUAUUAUUCAUUAAUAAAAUAAUUUAAUGAGAAACACUCUAUUUCCAUAGAUGAUAUGUUAUUAAAUUCUAUAUAAAUUCUCUCAGAAGAGAUGCGAAAUUAUGAUAUAUUAAAGUGUUUGUCAAAUUUAUAUUCUAAUUUAUCUUAGGAUAUGUAAUUUAAAGUAAUUUAAAAAUUAUUUAUUAAUUUUGAAUUAAAUUAGCUAAUAUUUAUUCCUUAUUUAUCUGAAAUUAUAGAAAAAACAACAUUAAUUAAUAAGAAUAAAAUUUGGCUUUAGUAACUUUAAACAAUAUAUGAAAUGUUCAAAAGAAAUGUAUUUCAAUAUGAAACAAAAGGAUUGUGGAAUGAAAUAUCAAAUAUGAUUGAUAUAAUGAUAAUAAUAUCCAGAAUUUUAUUUUUACAGAAGGAUUUUCUAUAAUAAUGUUUAAAAAUGAGUCAUAUGGGUUCAAACUUUAUAAGAGAUAAAAUAAUGAAUAUAUUAAUAGAAAAAAUAAUUGAAUUAGAUUCUCUUGAAAGUAGAGAUUCAAUAAUCCAAAAUUAUUUAGCAUUUAUUAAUCAUUCGAAUUAUUAAUUAAGAUAAUUAUCAAUAGAAUUUAUUAUGAGACUAUGUUAAUAAAGAUCAAGAAAGUUCUUUAUAUCGAAUAAUCUGAUUAAUGUUUUAUAAUUGUAAUAUGAUGCUGUGUCGUUAGUUAGAGCAAAACUCCCAAAAUUACUUUUUUAAAUCAAGUUAUUAUUUUGGAAUGAUGAGAAGGAAAUUCUUAGUAGAAUUGCUUAAAUCUUCUAAAAUCUGAUGAACGAUAAGAAAUUAUCAAUUCAAUAAGUACAUGCUUAUAUAAUAAGAUUUCCAAAGAAUUCUGGGUCGAAUUAUCAAAUAUUUAGUUUUUGAAUGCAUAAAAAACAAUUGAACAAAAUUAAGUUAUGGAUGAAAGGGAGCAAUAAGAAUAUGCAAAUUUGAAAGUAUAAAGAUAUAAUAUUAGGUAAUUAAAUAGCAAUUAUUACUUAAUCCUAAAAAUAUAAAGAAUGAUGUUAGCAAAUCCAGAAAUCAAACUCCCACAACUAGAUUGCCGCCAUUAAAUAAAAGAUAGAAUAAUUUCUUAUAAAUUCCAAAAGGCACUUAACCUAGAAAAACAUCUGCUCAAAGAGCUAUUUUAUCAAAGUCUCCACAACCCUUUAAAUGA
Molecule: messenger RNA, 2191 nt
Organism: Paramecium pentaurelia
Lineage: Eukaryota; Ciliophora; Oligohymenophorea; Peniculida; Parameciidae
Source: the annotation of a GenBank genome assembly